This is a messenger RNA of Populus nigra (black poplar), 2200 nucleotides long. RefSeq names its product cation/calcium exchanger 1-like. Gene Ontology annotation, biological process: transmembrane transport; monoatomic cation transport. Gene Ontology annotation, molecular function: monoatomic cation transmembrane transporter activity. The transcript has a single exon. Gene Ontology annotation, cellular component: membrane. Bases 327 to 2081 code for a protein of 584 amino acids. The record is from RefSeq and is a predicted model, not a curated record. NCBI's taxonomy places the organism in Eukaryota, Viridiplantae, Streptophyta, Magnoliopsida, Malpighiales, Salicaceae.
UGACUUGAUAUCACCAGCUAGUAUUUUUGUUAUUAGUUUAAUUAAUUCUGCAACUCUUAUGGCGGACUGGGUUAACGCUAGCUUGGAACAUCUCUUUCAAUCUUAGAUUUAACUUUUGUACUCUAAUUGUCUUGUUACUUCAGCCCCUGAUGUCAUUCCUUUCCUUCUUUUGCUAACACUCUUCGCACACUUUCUUGUACAAAUACACCCCUCCCUUGUAACGCAGCCAAAAUACAGCCCAUUCCCCGCCAGAACUUCUAACAGUUUAUGAACUUCAUUUUUCAGUAUCUAAACCCUGCAACACCUUCUCUACAAGCUUCUUGUGAAUGGCAAGUUUCAGCACCUCAAGAGCCAAGUCCAAGAAGAUCAUUCUUUUCCUUAACAUCACCUUUCUCUUCCUCUUCUUUUUCUAUCUUGCAACCUCAUAUUUUAUCGAUCAAUCCACUGAACCAAAAGUCACCACAAACCAUUCUUUAGUGCUUCAAGAAUCGAUCAAAACCGAUGGCUGCAGCGGAAUUCAUGACUACAUAGAUUACAGGUCCAAGUGUAUUUAUGUCAAGUCUCAUAUUGGAUGCAGGCCUAAAGGGUAUAUAAACUAUCUUCAAAUCUUUUACUGUACUUGUGGCCAAUUUUCCAUGCUUGGCUAUAUUAUGUUGUUACUGUGGCUGGCUGUUCUGUUCUAUCUGUUAGGCAAUACAGCAGCAGAUUACUUCUGUCCCGCCUUAGAAAGCUUGUCCAAACUCUUGAAGCUUUCUCCAACUAUUGCUGGUGUCACCCUUCUUUCACUUGGCAAUGGCGCUCCGGAUGUUUUUGCUAGUAUUGUUUCCUUCACUAGGUCUAGCAAUGGUGGAGUUGGCCUGAAUAGUAUUUUGGGUGGCGCUUUUUUUGUGUCUAGUGUGGUGGUUGGUGUUAUAAGUUUAUUAGCUGGUCCUCGAGAGAUUUAUGUUGACAAGUCUAGCUUCAUUAGAGAUGUCUGCUUCUUUCUGUUCUCUCUCUGUUCUCUUCUCUUGAUUAUUAUUGUGGGGAAAAUAUCCUUGUGGGGUGCCAUUUCUUUUCUUUCUAUCUACUUGGGUUAUGUCGGUGUGGUUUGCAUCAUGCACUUUGAUCAGUACCGAAAAGAGAAUCGUUUAACUGUAGAUGGCAACCAGGAGGAGGAUUUUUUGGAGAGGGGUAUACCUUUACUUGGUUAUGUUGAUCAUGAAAAACCAAUUUUGGUGGACAAAACCACUGCUGAUGAUCAGCGAAGUUCAUUGAUUUUUUGUAAUCUCGAUUCUCCCUUUUUUUAUUACCUGGGUAGCCUUCUGUAUGUUUUGGAGUUACCUCUGUCCUUGCCUAGAAGAUUGACUAUACCUGUGGUUAGUGAGGCGAGGUGGUCUAGGCCAUUUGCAGUAAUUUCUGUGGCGUUGGCACCAAUUUUAUUGGCUGCACUAUGCACCUCCCAAAAGGAAAAGGAGUUUGGUUCAAGAAGCAGCCUAGUAACUUAUUUGAUAGCAGUAUUGACUGGGAUGGUUCUCUGCAAUCUUGCAUGCGUGACAACAACGAAGUCUAGCCCACCAAAGAAGUCCUUGUUCCCUUGGCUUGCUGGUGGCUUUUUGAUGAGUGUAACUUGGACAUAUAUUAUCGCUGAGGAAUUGGUCUCUUUAUUGAUUUCACUAGGCUAUGUACUCGGGAUUAACCCUUCAGUUCUCGGAUUAACUGUCCUGGCUUGGGGCAACUCGCUCGGAGAUUUGAUAGCUAAUGUUGCCAUGGCGAUGACUGGUGGGGCAGACGGCGCCCAAAUUGCAAUAUCAGGCUGCUAUGCUGGUCCCAUGUUCAACACAUUGCUGGGUUUGGGCAUUUCACUAGUCAUCUCAUCAGGGUCCAAAUAUCCAUCUUCAUUUAUCGUCCCUGAAGACCCUUCUCUCUAUGAGACUAUAGGGUUUCUGAUGGGAGGCUUGCUGUGGGCCCUUGUGAUCUUGCCGAGGAAGGACAUGAGGUUAGAUAAGUCUCUUGGGAUUGGUCUCUUAGCUAUAUAUCUCUGUUUUCUGUCUCUGACGCUGGCCAGGUCUCUUGGUCUCUUGAAACUUCAUGGGUUUUCUUAGUCUCUUCAAAGCUAGAGUAGAGAAGGAGCAUUUAGAAAUAUUCAACCCUGUACUUCAACUAGCUACACCGAACUGUACAGUAUUAUGAGAAUCAAAUAAUCAAGCUGGUUAACUUUUAA